Peromyscus leucopus (white-footed mouse) is the source of this 2539-nucleotide messenger RNA. RefSeq names its product kininogen 1 (gene Kng1). Gene Ontology annotation, molecular function: cysteine-type endopeptidase inhibitor activity. Bases 186 to 2159 code for a protein of 657 amino acids. Gene Ontology annotation, cellular component: extracellular region; blood microparticle. The record is from RefSeq and is a predicted model, not a curated record. The transcript has 10 exons. NCBI's taxonomy places the organism in Eukaryota, Metazoa, Chordata, Mammalia, Rodentia, Cricetidae. Gene Ontology annotation, biological process: negative regulation of endopeptidase activity; negative regulation of blood coagulation; positive regulation of cytosolic calcium ion concentration.
GAGUCCAAUUUGCUCUCUGGGAAAAGGUCAAGCAGCUUGUGACAGUAGAAAACCAAGCAGGGUCCCAGCGGUGAGGCAGGACUGGAGAGAACAGACUCACCAGAGAGGCUGCUAAAAGCAGCUUCGGAGUUGGCUUCUCCGGCUCGGCAAAGGCAUCCCUCCGAUUCUAGAGGGAAACUUAAAUCAUGAAGCUCAUUACUAUCCUGCUCCUCUGCUCCAGGCUGCUACUGAGCUUCACGCAGGAAGAAGCCCCCCAGGAAAUCGACUGCAAUGAUGAGGAUGUAUUUCGGGCUGUGGAUGUUGCUCUGAAGAAGUUCAACACUGGGAGAACAAUCGGCAAUCAGUUUGUGUUGUACAGAGUGACGGAGGGCACUAAAAUGGUUGCCUCUGAAACGUUUUAUUCCUUCAAGUAUCAGAUCAAGGAGGGGAAUUGUUCUGUGCAAAGUGGCCUCACCUGGCAAGACUGCCACUACAAGGACGCCGAGGAAGCCGCCACUGGAGAAUGUACAGCAAUCGUGGGAAAGAGAGGAGCUAAGAAAUUCUCCGUAGCUAUGCAGUCAUGCGAGAUUACUCCAGGUAACGGCCCCGUGAUGGCGGCCAAGUACACCUGUUUGGGCUGUGUCUUCCCCAUACCGACUGACAGCUCCGAACUGGAGCCGAUUCUCAAACACGCCGUCCAACAUUUCAACAACCACACCCGUCACUCUCACCUCUUCACUCUCGAAAAAGUGAAAAAAGCCCAGAAACAGGUGGUGGCUGGACUGAAUUUUGAAGUUACCUACUCAAUUGUGCAAACUAAUUGUUCAAGAAAGCAUUUUCGACUCUUAACUCCAGAGUGCAAAUCCCUUCUGAAUGGUGAUGUUGGUGAGUGUAGACAUAAUGCCUUUGUGAAUAUCAAUCAAGAAAUUGCUGCCUUCUCCCAGAGCUGUGACCUUUAUCCAGGAGAAGAUUUGUCACUCCCGGGAGGAGAUUUGUCACACCCACCUCCUGAGAAUUGCCCCGGAUGCCCCAGAAGCAUACCUGCGAACAGCGGGGACCUGACAGAGGCACUCGAUCAUGCUAUCAGAAAGCUUAACACACAAAAUAACCACCCUUUCUUUUUCAAGAUUGACAUGGUGAAAAAAGCAACAUCACAGGUGGUGAGUGGAAUGAUAUAUACUAUGGAGUUCAUAGCCAGAGAAACUGAGUGUUCCAAGGAGAGCAACACAGAACUGACAGCCAAUUGUGAGGCCAAGCCCGCCGGGCAAAGUCUCAACUGCAAUGCCAACGUGUACCUGAAGCCUUGGGAGAACAUAGCGGAUGCGACUGUCAAGUGCCAAGAGUUAGAUAUGAUUACAAUGAUGAGAAGGCCUCCAGGCUUUUCACCUUUCCGAGUCAUCUCAGUACAAGAAACAAAAGCAGGAACAACUGUAAGUCCGCCCUAUACUGCCAUGGUGCAAGAAGAGCAGAAUCCAGAAAAUGAACAAAGACCCGCUCACGGGCAUGAAAGACAAACAAAGAAUAAGGCUGACCAUGCCCAAAAGCAUGGGCAUGACCAAGGCCAUUGGCCCCCACAGAUUCAUGGCCUUGGCCAUGGACAUCAGAAACAACAUGGCCUUGGCCAUGGACAUCAGAAACAACAUGGCCUUGGUCAUGGACAUCAACUUAAAUAUGAUUUUCUUAAACCCCAAAGGGAAGAUGGCUUUGACCAUGGACAUACAGUGGAACAUGGUCAUAAGCAUGGUCAUGGUCAUGGCCACGGUAAACACAAAAAUGAAGGCAAAAACAAAGGAAAGCACACUGACCAGAGAACAGAGCCUUUGGCAAGCUCUUCUGAAGACAGUACUACAUCCUCUGCACAGACCCAAGGGAGGACAGCGGGAACCACCCCUAGACCUCCCCCAGCUCGGCCAAGUAUUACCCCUUCUGGCUUCCAGGACUCAGAUUUAAUUGACAGUGUGGUGGCUACCACACAACCAUAUGUCGCAGAGAUUGAUGAUUAUUUGAUCCCUGAUAUCCAUGUACAACCAGAUAGCCUUUCCUUUAAGCUGAUAUCUGACUUUCCAGAAGCAACAUUCCACACGUGUCCUGGACGCCCAUGGAGGCCAGUUGGUACAAAGGAUCUAACCACAGAAAUGGGAGACUUUUCUGAUUUUGAUCUUGCUGACGCUCUUUCUUAGCUUUAUACAGCCUGCUAACUCAGAGAGGCAAAGAAAGCACCCAGCUGACAUUUCUCCUCCACCAUUGUCCCAGAAAACCUGUCCUCUCUCCUUGUCUCAAAUAAGUCUCUUCCAACUCACUCUCCCUCCCCUCUACUUCCUCUGCAUCUCUCUGUCCAUCCUCCUGACUCCUUCUCUCUAUGGUUUCUUACUAAUAAUCCUAUGCUCACUUCCUGUCAACUGGUUGCUUGCUCCACCUCUCGACCUAUGGUUGACUUUAUUUAAUCCUGUUUACACUAUUUAAGCAGAAAGCUCUUGGGUUAAAGGUGUGUGCUAUGGCUGAGUCACACCACAACUAGAAACAGGUUUUUCCAAUAAGAAAUGAAAUCUUGGGGUUCAGA